CCAUAAGACUUCAAGAUGAGCACUGAACAAACUCCUGUACUUUACGCCUAUUAUAGAUCGUCUGCGUCAUGGAGAGUUCGAAUUGCAUUGGCAUGGAAAGGCAUUGACUUUGAAUUAAAGCCAAUUGACUUGUUCAAACAGCAACAAAAAACCGAAGAAUAUACCAAAAUUGUGCCCACCCAAAAAGUACCUGCUUUGAUUACGAAGGAAGGAAAGACGCUUUCUCAAAGUCAAGCCAUUCUCGAGUAUCUUGAGGAAGCUUAUCCUGAGCGUCCAAUGCUUCCCAAGUGCUUAUACGCGAGAGCGGAGGUUCGUGAAAUAUGUCAGAUUGUUGCUUGUGAUAUUCAUCCUAUUCAAAAUCUGGGAGUUCUUAUUCGUGUAGCAGGAAAAGAUUUGGAAAAGAGAGCUGAGUGGGCACGCGAGUCUAUUGAGCUUGGUUUUAAGGGGUUAGAGGCUAGAUUGGAACUGACCUCGGGAAUCUACUGUGUUGGCAACUCUAUUACAAUGGCCGAUUUCUUUGUUACAGCCAUGGUUGGUAAUGCAAAGCGAUGGAGUGUUGAUAUGACGGCCUUUCCUAUCUUGACUCGUAUUAAUAACACGUUAUCUACUUUGCCCGAGUUCAUUGCUGCUUCUCCCUUCCAUCAACCUGACUGUCCUCCAGACUUGAAAGAGUAAUUUAUGCCGCUCGCAUAUAAAUAGUCACAUGAAUAAAAAAAAAAAAGUCAUACUACGUAAUCUUUUUUUUUUUUCAUACAA
Messenger RNA from Mucor mucedo, 756 nucleotides. Its product is annotated as maleylacetoacetate isomerase. The transcript has 5 exons. Gene Ontology annotation, biological process: glutathione metabolic process; L-phenylalanine catabolic process. The record is from RefSeq and is a predicted model, not a curated record. Gene Ontology annotation, molecular function: glutathione transferase activity; maleylacetoacetate isomerase activity. Lineage: Eukaryota; Fungi; Mucoromycota; Mucoromycetes; Mucorales; Mucoraceae. Gene Ontology annotation, cellular component: mitochondrion; cytoplasm. Bases 16 to 675 code for a protein of 219 amino acids.